UCUUUAAUUGAGUGAACUCUCUCUUCCUUGAAAUCAUCUAAAUCAACAACUCCACAAAACAUCAGAUUUCAGCAAUCUCACCCCUACCCACCUACCUUACCUACAUAAAUUUCUUAAUACAUAUACUUGAGUCCCAAGAAAAACAGUCACUUUACAUACAGAUUCAAGAACCCAGUUUUUCAGGCGAAACAUGGCUAUUCAGUUGGAGAAUUUGGUGCAGUCAAUAAAGUCUAAGGUCAGAUCCUUAAAGAAAUCGAAGAAGCCUUAUGUAAAAAUGGACAAGAGUGCAAGUGUCAAGGUUGAAAUCCGCAGCAAAAAAGCCAGAAAGCUCAUCGACAAGACUCUCAAAGUUGCUGAUAAUCCUGGGAAACAUAGUAUUUCUUAAAACCUUUACAUUUCUCUCUCUAGAUCUCUCUGUUUCUCUCUAUCUCUGUCUCUCUCCCGAUAUAUAUAUCGACAUUAAUAUAUAGGAUCAUACAAUGAAGAAACACAAAAUUCUGUGUUGAACUUUUGGUUUUGUUUCAUUAAGGAGGGGUUAUGUAUGGAGAUGGAAACCCUAUGGAAGAAUAAUUGAAAUUUGGAAAGUUUCAUGGAAAUUUUUAGUUGAUAUUUUGUGGUUCAAUUAUGGUUGCAUGGUUAAAUGAAUCUGGACUAAUUUAAA
Messenger RNA from Olea europaea var. sylvestris, 661 nucleotides. RefSeq lists its product as uncharacterized. The transcript has a single exon. The record is from RefSeq and is a predicted model, not a curated record. Lineage: Eukaryota; Viridiplantae; Streptophyta; Magnoliopsida; Lamiales; Oleaceae. The coding region runs from base 191 to 385 and encodes 64 amino acids.